Molecule: messenger RNA, 811 nt
Organism: Capra hircus (goat)
Lineage: Eukaryota; Metazoa; Chordata; Mammalia; Artiodactyla; Bovidae
Gene: LIN28B
Product: lin-28 homolog B
Exons: 4
Coding region: 1-744 (247 amino acids)
Molecular function (GO): nucleic acid binding; zinc ion binding
Source: RefSeq, a predicted model, not a curated record
AUGGCCGAAGGCGGGGCAGGCAAAGGUGGUGGAGAAGAGCCCGGGAAGCUGCCAGAGCAGGCAGAGGACGAAUCCCAGGUUUUGCACGGAACUGGCCACUGCAAGUGGUUCAACGUGCGAAUGGGAUUUGGAUUCAUCUCCAUGAUAAGCCGAGAGGGAAGCCCCUUGGAUAUUCCAGUCGAUGUAUUUGUACACCAAAGCAAAUUAUUCAUGGAAGGAUUUAGAAGCCUAAAAGAAGGAGAACCAGUGGAGUUCACAUUUAAAAAAUCUUCCAAAGGCCUUGAAUCAAUACGGGUAACAGGACCUGGUGGGAGUCCCUGUUUAGGAAGCGAAAGAAGACCCAAAGGGAAGACACUACAAAAAAGAAAACCAAAGGGAGACAGAUGCUACAACUGUGGUGGCCUUGAUCAUCAUGCUAAGGAAUGCAGUCUACCUCCUCAGCCAAAGAAGUGCCAUUGCUGUCAGAGCAUCACGCACAUGGUGGCGAACUGCCCCCACAAAACUGCGGUGCAGCCGCCAGCCAGUUCUCAGGGAAGACAGGAAGCGGAGCCCCAGCCGUGCACGUCGCCGUUCCCUCGGGAGGUGGGGGGAGGGCACGGCUGUCCGUCAUUUCAGGAGGCGAGGUCCGAGCUCUCAGAGUGGCCAGGCAGGGCCCCUCAAGAAGCUUCCUCCACCAAGUCAUCUGCAGCACCGGAAGAACAAAGCAAAAAGGGGCCUUCCGUUCAAAAAAGGAAAAAGACAUAACCCUUCCUUAACGUAUCAUUUUCUCUCCCCGGUUGGGAAGUCUACCUCAUGCAUAUUCAGGGGAACA